Messenger RNA from Crotalus tigris (Tiger rattlesnake), 3570 nucleotides. RefSeq names its product mpv17-like protein 2. The record is from RefSeq and is a predicted model, not a curated record. NCBI's taxonomy places the organism in Eukaryota, Metazoa, Chordata, Lepidosauria, Squamata, Viperidae. Gene Ontology annotation, cellular component: membrane; cytoplasm. The transcript has a single exon. Bases 1761 to 2318 code for a protein of 185 amino acids. Gene Ontology annotation, biological process: mitochondrial ribosome assembly.
GGAGAGUCGACCCCCGGCACUUCCCGCGCGGAACAGCACAACAUGGCAGCCAGGACAAGACUCUGCCUUGCACUCCAUUGUGCGCAGAUGAUGCAUGGCCACCAUGGCACUACAGGAUCACCUGGGCGAUCUGCGGCAGGCCGUGGAGGUGGUGGGUGGCCCUGCGGGCAGGUGGAGUGGCGGCAGAAGGGGUGGAGCGGGCAAGCAGCCAGAGCAGGGGCGGGGCGGGUUUUGGGCACUCGGUCUCUAAAAGGUUCACCAUUACUGGUAUAGGGUUUCCUGCUUGAGCAGGGGGUUGGACUAGAAGACCUCUGAAGUUCUUUCAACUCUAUUAUUAUGUUUUUAAAAAGUCAAUGUAUAAAGUACAGGAUGGGCAGGAUGGAAGCAAGGGCAUCAUACAUUUGAUUUCUUUGGCUUAUUAUUUUUAGUGACUUUUCUGCACUCUGUUGCUUAUCUGAAAAGAGAAUAGUGUGAUAAUAAUAUAGGACAACUUAAGGAAAGCAACCUGGCUUUGUUUCUUCUUACCCCAACUAUCCCCCGUAGUGGAAAAACCACCAUCUAUUGCUCUCUUCAAUGUGUAUGGAGGCAAACCUUGGCAAAUACGCAUGGCUGAAAGAUGAGUUGAACUGUCUACUCACCAAGCUGUCUAACAGGCUGUUCAGCUACUGUUGAACACAAGCUUCACACUAGGAAAAGUUCUGUGUUCAGAAAUAUACCAGCUGACAGAUCACAACCCCAGAGGGGGCAUGGAGGUAUCUUCCAUGCACUGGAAGAAUUGCCUCCUACAUCUCCAGGACUGUGGUGGUCAGCCAAGUAUUUUUCAGGUGUGGCUGUACUGCUCUUUCAAAAUUAGGGUGGGCCUAUUUUCAGAAAUACCCCAACUGACAGCUCACAGUUGCCCAGGAGAGAUUCUGAAAGGUGCUGCAGCACUCCCACCUCACGCCCUGGGAUUCUGCUCCUACUCCAUUGUAGCCAAUCAACUGGGCUUACAGAUGUAGCAGGACACAAUAAGUAGCCAUGGCUGGAAGUAUCAGGAAAUUGCUUUGGCGUAGGCAGGGUGGUGGAGGAAUGGGUCAAAUGGCAUUGCCCUCAAGUAAUGAAAAUGGAAGAAAUCCAUGAAGUGGGAAGACUGCAAUGCACAAAAUUAGUAAACACUAGAAGCACCUGGCUCUCUUUUUGGAUUUAAAUCAAAAAGAUUUGGUGCAGCAACCCUAGUUUUUUAAUCACAAAUCUAGCUGUUUCAAAAGAAUGCUAAAUUCUUAUUUAAGAACAGGUCUACUGCUCUUUCCAAAGACUGCAUCCCAGGAGUGCUCACAAGAGAGAUCAAUGACAUCAAAACAGUGGCCAUGACCAAGGCAUUUGAAGCCCCACCCUUUUUUGCAGUUAGGUAGCACAUGUAAAAAGAUGAGUCCUUGAAAACAAGCAAGAUCUAAGAAGACCUACAGUUUCCCCUUCUGCGAAUUGAACAAAUACUCAGGUACCUGUUUGGUUGAUGUGAUUUUUCUUCUCCAUUAAGUGCAACAUGUUGGAAGUUUAACAGUGACAUCACAAUAAGGCAUCAAAGUAAAAUUCUUCAUUAGAAUAUUGUGAUGUAUUUCCUGUAUCUCAUUCUACAUGCUAGUUUUAAAUGGAUUUGUCUUCUGUUCUUUAUCCUGAGCUAUCUACUUAAUAAUCUCUAUGAAGCUACUAUAAAGUAGUGCCUGAAGACAGCACUCUCAGUCUGGGAAAAGAAAGAAUUCAGAACAACAACAAAAAAUGAGAUGCGUUCCCGUAUUAUACGACAGUUGACCAGGGUGGCAAAAAUAUAUGCUUUUGGUGGUCGCAAACUUUUAAUAGUCAACACAAUUAGCUCUGGACUCUUACUAGGAGUUGCAGAUAUAAUACAGCAGUCUUUGGAGCAAAGGAAAAAGCAAAAACAGUGGGAUAUUGAUCGUACAUUUCACAUGUUAGUCACUGGAUGUAGCACGGGACCACUCCUGCAUUACUGGUAUUUAUGGAUAGACAAAAUAAGCCCAAGAAAAGGAGUUCAACAACUUCAGGUUGUCAUCACAAAGGUAGCAAUCGACCAGACCUUUGCUCCAUUUUUCGGAGGUUGGUAUUUCAUAAUCAUGGCACUGCUUCAAGGCCAUAGUUUGGCAGAUGGCAUUGAUGAAUUUAGAGAUAAAUUCUGGGACUAUUAUUUGGCAGAGCUAGCUGUUUGGCCAGCAGCUCAAACGUUUAAUUUUCUAUUUCUCCCCUCAAAAUACCGAGUGUUGUUUGUGAACGUAAUGACAUUGGGAUGGAAUGUCUACCUUUCGUAUUUGAAACAUCGAAGUUGAUGACCGGAAAGGCUUGGAAGCAAAAGAGCCAAAGAGGAAACUGCUUUCUUAAAGACGAUUGCACUAGCUAAAAAUAUACUAUAUUCAGAUUUGAAGCAUUCUCAAUGGAAUUGUAUUCUUUUGUUCUUUAACUGGAUAAUGUUUUAUGCUAGUUGUCCUGAAUAAACUUUUUUUUAAAUGGUUGAGGAGUUCCUGCACAUUAUUACAUUCAAUUUAUUUAAAGUACAUGUACAUCAUUUUCCAAUGAUAAGUUGUCUCUAAAAAUCCUUAAAAGUGAUACAGUUUAAGACAGCUCUGAUGCAAACAAAUUUGAUCUGUUUGCAGAUUGAUCUCCACUUGACUUGGAAACAUUUCAUCUGAAUAUAUUAUGUGUUUUCCAGUUUUUUGUUCCCUCACAGUUCUAUUGCUAGCUCUGGGAUUUUCCUAUCAUUAGGUGAUGUGAAACAAAAAUAAAAUAAAAUCAUGAUAUCAAAAGACAAUUAUACAAUUAUUUAAUUUAUUAAUCUGAUUUUACAUAGUUCUGCCUUAGAUCAUCUCAGUCUAUUGUUGCUUAGCAUUUGUUCUGUGUUAUGUACGAAGGCCUCACGGCAGUUUGCCUUGUUCUCUGCUUCUGCUCAAUAGUAAUUGCCCAAGAGAAAUUAUUGCUUGAUUACUCUAACAAUCUGAAAUUUUAGUUACAUUUGGUAAGCUAACGAAUGGCAUGUGUAGAUUUGCAAAGUACAAAUAGUGUACAUAUUUUAAACACAAUACUGCAAUACACCACAAAAAGUCAACUGAGAGGGUAGAGGAAAAGGUUGAAUAUAUGUAAUCAACAUGUAGAAGCAACUUUCAUUGGAUCACCAACUUCCACUGGGUUGCCAGGAAAGGGGACCUGAUUCUCUCAAGAUUGUUACAAGAUGGCGGAGACAUAAAAAUGGUUACUUCAAUGCAUAACUCUAAAUGGUAUGAACCACAGAUAUCACUGCCAAUGUUGGCACCAACUGUGCAUCUGUAUAAUAUUGACAUAGUAACCCGCAUCUGUCUCAAACUGCCUUUGUUUAAGGACAGACCUUCUGCAUGCAGUAGCACUCAGCAGCAAAAGUAUAGUUUCCCAGACUGUAAUAACUAAUUGCUGGGAAUAUAUGGUUUAUUGAUGUUAGCUUGUCUUUUUUUUAAUAAAAAGUUUUUAUUUUCCAUUUAUUCAACAUAUACAGAAUUCAGUUUACAAAAUAAGAUAAAUUCAUAAUCAUAACCAUUGGUGCCGCUUGCUCAU